AAUGUUUUGUAAAUAUACUAAGUACGGUGUAAUUUCACAUAUUUUUACUUCCUUUACACGAGACGCAAGCUCAACUAGUCGUCUUUAGGACACACGUAGAAUGAUUUUUAACAAGUAUUUUUCAUUAAAUGUGUUUUUUACACUAUUGUUCGUUAGCGUAGUUAAUUGUGGCAAAAAUUCUGAAGAAUACAAUGGCCAGAAUAAACCAGAUGUGGCCAGAACGGGUAAAACGAAAAAGGCAUUGAUGGCCCAGAAAACAGCUACAGGAACGUUUUCAAAUGUGAUCACUCAGAUACAGAACCUACCGACUAUGGACCUUGGAAGGAAGUUCCGGACUCCGUGUAAAACUGGUAAUCGAUGUGGAAAGGUGAUCAAAAGGUUGAUGGUGCCAAAAUUAGCGCAGUUGGAGAACACGAUCAUGGGCAUCAUGAAGGAACUCGCCAAACUGCCACCAGGCUCCCGACUUCCUGAUAAAUUUACCAAGACGGAGCCCAUAAAGUUGCUACUGGAUCAAAAUUACAAAGAGGACGUGUGCAUGGACAAGCUCGAGUCGUGCUUAAAAGAGGACAAACGUAGGAAGCGUAUACUGAAGAAAUUGUUCUUCAAGAAAUACAACUCGGUCCGGCAAGAUUUAAUAGGUUACGGUGGAAGACGGCUCUGGGGCGGCGAAGGCAACCUUUUCUAUAGGAAAUAAUGUUAAUUGUAAACUUAUAAAAUAUAAAACUAGCUAAUUAAGUAAUA
This is a messenger RNA of Spodoptera frugiperda (fall armyworm), 741 nucleotides long. RefSeq lists its product as uncharacterized. The transcript has 4 exons. Lineage: Eukaryota; Metazoa; Arthropoda; Insecta; Lepidoptera; Noctuidae. The record is from RefSeq and is a predicted model, not a curated record. The coding region runs from base 101 to 694 and encodes 197 amino acids.